AUGCUCUCACGUGUUGCUGCAGUGGAGGCACCCCGCACACACAACCGUCGCCGCGUGGCCGGAUCCGGCGGAAGGAGGAGGGAAGGAAGAGAGAGUGAGCCGCAGAGGCCCCACAUUUCCCGGCGUGUGUUUGCUUCCGCGGUGCUGCCCCUCGUCGUGAUGAUGUGCUGCGGCACUGGGGUUGCGCAAGGUGAUGGGCCACCGCUGUCUCAGGAAGCUGUACCGAAUUCACCUUUUGGUUGGAGAGAUGCGAAAGGUGACGAAACAGUGAGUUUGCUCCGUGUUCCCGGUCUUGUUGAGAUAGAUGGUGAUGUGUUUGCCGUUGCCGAGGCGCAAUGCACGAAGGGAGACAGCGGUUUUACUGGGAUUGCCUCGGAGUUGUUGACGUUGACUGAUGAUAAGCCAAAAGAGAACUUGGAUAAGAAUAACUUGAAGACACAAGUACCGGAGGGAUGUAUAUUUGAAGGAGGGAAAUGUCCUGCCGAUAGAAAAGAGAACUGCGCCUGCCGUACAGCGGGUCAGGAUGAUCCCCAAAGCAAGACUAAAGUACAUGUGAGCCGACCAACAACAGUUGUGAAUGGAAAUGAUAUUUACAUGCUUGCUGGGAACUACAGUUGGGCAUACGCCGAAAAUGAUCAGGCAGUUGACUGGGGACUCAUGCUGGUGAAAGGUAACGUAAGUAACGAAGACAGUAACAGAAGAAUCUUUUUGAAUGACAGUUACUUUAUCCCGUGGAAUUAUAAAAACAAACAACACGAAUCUUUGAUGCGUCUAAUUGGCAGCGGUGGAUCGGGGGUUAAGAUGAAGGACGGUACGCUUGUGUUCCCAGUGGAAGGCACGAAAAAGGAUGGAAAGGCCGUUUCGCUGAUCAUACGCUCCUCGGAUGCUAAGAGUUGGAAACUGUCGAAUUGGAUGUCUGCCGAUGGCUGCAGUGAUCCCUCCGUUGUGGAGUGGAAGGACAAAAAACUCAUGAUGAUGACAGCGUGUGGUGAUGGCCGCCGCAGGGUGUACGAGUCCGCUGACAAGGGGGAUUCGUGGACGGAGGCGCUCGGGACACUCUCGCGCGUGUGGGGCAACAAACACAAGCUUGAAAACGUGAAACUCGCUAGAAGCGGUUUCAUCACAGCGACGAUUGAGGACAGGGACGUGAUGCUCGUUACUCUGCCGGUGUAUUCAAGUAAGGAUGAAAAAGAAACGGACAAUGAAAAAGGCGUACUCCAUCUUUGGCUGACGGACAAUACGCACAUUGUUGAUAUUGGGCCGGUAUCCGGGGAAGGAGACGAUGAGGUUGCCUCCAGCUCCCUGUUGUACAAAAGUGGAGAUAAUAAUGAGCUGAUUGCACUGUACGAGAAGAAGAAUGGCGAUGAGGAGGAAUCACUCGGUAUGGUCUCUGUGCGUCUGACUGAGCAGCUGGAGAAGGUAAAGGAUGUGCUGGCGACGUGGAAGGAAGUGGACGAAACUGUCUCCAAGCUGUGCGCCACUUUACUUGCUGAGAAGGAUCCCUCAACUGACAAUGGCUGCAGCGCUGUUAUUAAGAUCACGGAUGGGCUGGUUGGCUUUUUGUCCGGCAACUUCUCUGAUAACACAUGGAGGGACGAGUACCUCGGGGUGAACGCCACAGUAAAGAACGGUGCAGCAGCGCAUAACGGAGUAACAUUUAAAGGACGUGGAGCGUGGGCGGAGUGGCCCGUUGGCGUGCAGGGGGAGAAUCAGCUGUACCACUUUGCGAACUACAAGUUCACUCUUGUGGCGACGGUGUCCAUCGACAAGGUGCCGGAGGAGGGAGAUACCCCCAUUCCAUUGAUGGGUGCGAAGAUGAAGGGUGCGGGGAAUUCUGUGUUCCUGGGGCUGUCGUACAACAACAACGGAAAGAAGUGGAUAUUACUCUGCGGUGACGGAACGAAUUCUGGGGAGCACAGCAGCAAUUGGGAAUCGGGGACGAAACGCCACGUGGUAAUUUUGCUACGGAACGGCAACCAGAGCUCCGCGUACGUCGAUGGUCAGCGUGUGGGUGUGGGUGCGUCGUGUGCAUUGGGAAGCACUGAAUCCCAAGAGAUCUCCCACUUUUACAUUGGAGGGGAUGGAGGCAGCUCAGGGAGCAAGGGAAGCCGUGGAGUCGUUCUUGUGACGGUGACGAACGUCCUGCUGUACAACCGCCCGUUGACUUCCGAAGAGAUUGGCGUCCUUAACCCGAAUAAAGCCCUCAUUUCACCUUUGAAAGAGGAGCCGUCGACGCCUUCACCAGUUCCUUCUGCUUCCGUUGUGCCUCCCACUCCUCUGGUGGCCGCAACUGCUCAGCAAACCGGAAAUUCGUCCACUCCCGACGGAACACAUCGGACGGAACAGGGGCAGCCGAUUGGGAACAGUGGUGCGGACAGUGGCAGUGCAUCCGCAUCAGCGGCGUCCACUGUCAGUAUUCCAUCUGCAGAAAAGGACUCCGUAAUGCAGUCGGCGUCAGGAAAAUCUUCCGAUGGAGCUCAAACCGUGGAUGGCGGUUCUACUGCUGAUGGCGACCCAACGGUGGAGAAAAGAGAAGGAACGGAUGCGCAGAAGGAAGAGGGAAUCCAUCCACAGGUCAGAGAAGUAAAUGCUACGGCACUCAACAGCAGCCUCGGAAGUUUUCCGCAGGGGAAUAACAGUGAUGCCGGCACCAUGCGUGGGAGCGGACUGCUACCAUCGCUGCUUCUUCUUCUGUUGGGACUGUGGAGGCUUGCGGCUCUGUGA
This is a messenger RNA of Trypanosoma cruzi, 2724 nucleotides long. RefSeq names its product trans-sialidase, putative. The transcript has a single exon. The coding region runs from base 1 to 2724 and encodes 907 amino acids. Gene Ontology annotation, molecular function: exo-alpha-sialidase activity. The record is from RefSeq and is a predicted model, not a curated record. NCBI's taxonomy places the organism in Eukaryota, Euglenozoa, Kinetoplastea, Trypanosomatida, Trypanosomatidae. Gene Ontology annotation, cellular component: membrane; cytoplasm; intracellular membrane-bounded organelle. Gene Ontology annotation, biological process: oligosaccharide catabolic process; ganglioside catabolic process.